UCCAGACCUUGGGGAGCGACGAUCGGCUGUCUAUCGCCAUUCUUGUCUUCUCUAAUCUGGACAAUUCUCCUGCAAGUCACAUGUUUCCUCUUCCGGCCAUCCGCUCGAGCUUCGUAAUACAUACUUCCUGCGUCUCCGGCUGAUAAUAACGAGCUCUGCUUCAACCAUCCUCGCACCACCUGUCGUCCGCCAGCUGCAGCAUUGUGGAAGAUGUCAUGGGCCGCCAUCGGGCUUGAAUAAGAAAGAAAAAGGGACGAAAAAAAAGACAGCAAAAAGGCACCUGACAAUGACUAAAAAAUACUCCUUCAGCGCACGCUCGCGUCGAAGCUCAACGGGAACGUCGGUAACGGCGGCGACGACAGCGACGACGGUGACGGCAACAGAGGAUCCAAAUCUGACUCCUCAGGACAGCAGAAGCAUACACAGAAGCGGCAGCUUCCGGUCAUUUCUCUCCCACGCCCUCCGUCCCAAGAGGUCCCGCAAAGUCCUCCGGAAGAGCACCAAGCUCGAAGAUGAGCCUCCUUCACCACCCCCUCUUGCGCCCCUGCAAGCCCAUCGGGAGAAAUACCGGCAGCUGGCAGGGAAGAUUGACCCGCAGCUGGGUGAAAACCUCGAUUACACAACCGUGAUCCACGCACUGGGUCUCAAUGAACACCCCGAAAACCAGUUCGGGGACGAUGGCGAGUUCGACGAGAAUAGGCCACCCGGGGAACCCGACAUCGCCAGUCUCUCCCCAGAGCUUUGGGCAGAGGUGGCCGAAUAUCUCAAUCCCGCUGAAGUGGCAAGUCUGGCUUUUGCCAGCAAGACACUGCACGACCGACUCGGGGAUGGCCCAUGGAGGGCGUUGGAUCUACCAGAGAACAGGGAAUAUAAGAUUAAAUUCUUAGUAGGGUUGGAUAGGUUCCUGCCAGGACACCUUCUCUGCUUUCCUUGCGUCAAAUACCACGUCCGGACGAAGGUGGGCCGCGAACGACUGAAGCCGGCACACGUUGUGAAUCCCCUCUUCGAGUGUCCCAAUGCCCGGAAUACCUUGCUUCGGCCCCCUCGACACCGCAUUGCCCCCGGCCGCACGCUACCGUUUGCCUUCGUACAGCUUGUGCUGCGCGCAUGGCGAUACAACAUAGCGUACGGUAUCACACCAGACUCCUUGAACCGGCGAUGGCAGCGUGGUAGUUGGACGCACAGCACCCGGUUCGUCAUUGACAAGGGCCAUUUGUUAAUGCGGGUAAGCAGCUCAGCAUUCGCCGAUCCCGGUAUGCCUCCCAGUAUGAAGCGGUUACUGUUGUUCAACCGUGACGACUACUGGCCGUAUUUCUCAGUCUGCGAUCACUGGCGCGAUGGUGAGCUCAUGAACAUCUGCAAGUGUGCACUAGACCACAUCCCCGUACCCCGGGAUACAGCUGGCUUGCAGGGCGCGGAGCACAAAGUAAAGGACGCCUUGAAGGGACGGAUAUACGACCCUAACGCCGUCGCUAGUCUCUGCGGCAAGUGUCGUCCCAUGCGUCGCUGUCCUGAAUGUCCAACCGAGUACCUAGUCGAGGUCAGGCUAACUGAGGACAAGUCUUGCCAUGACCCCAAGGGGGUCCAUUUCCGCCAGGCUAUCGUUGUGACCCGCUGGAGUGAUCUUGGCGAUGGCAAGUCACCCCUGCAACCCGAGUGGGCUUCCAUUAAUGGUCAGUAUUCCGGAUACGAUUCGUUUGCCGUAUUAGGCAAGAGAUCGAUCUCAGGCAUCUUCGAGUCGGCAGUUACAUACGACACUAUUCCGGGACAAAGGAUCAUCUCGUUGAAUCCGAAAAACAAGAAGGCAGACGUGAAUGGCGACAGCUGGUACUAGGUGGUGAUUUUUUCAGUUUCAGAUUGUACACUCCAACUAGGCUUAGAUUGGAGUAUUAAACGUUGUUAGAUCAAUGUCGGAUCAAUGUACUUGGAGAUGGAAGGUUUGAAAUUUUCUUUCAUUUUUUUUUAGCUUGGUUGUAUUUAUUUGAUAACUUAAUAAACUGGCGCUAAUUUUAAACUGUUACUAUGUACAUGUUUGCUGACGCGUUCUCAUAUUAUGUUUUGGGCUGUCCGCUAUCACGCAUAAGACAGCUGAGUCCGUUCCCAAGUCAUGAUUCAUCAUUUUCGUAGAUCUUCGUGGGCCACCUUUCCUCCAUAGCAGCUGUGUGCCUUAUACAGAGUAUAGGCGCUCAUCAAGAUAAAAGGUUGUCAUCAGCUAGCAAGAAUAAUGCGUGGUCCUUGCUUUACGGAUAACAGGUGCAGGUGCACCAUAGUCUUCGUCUUCCUGGAUAGGGGAAGAAUCCUUCGUCGAGGGGGCUUCAAAUUGGCGCGGUCGACGAAAAAAAGGCAGUAACCAGCGUCGCCGUGGCCGUUCAGUGCCUGGAGUAUUUUC
Monascus purpureus is the source of this 2389-nucleotide messenger RNA. Lineage: Eukaryota; Fungi; Ascomycota; Eurotiomycetes; Eurotiales; Aspergillaceae. The record is from the annotation of a GenBank genome assembly.